GCUCCCUCUUGAGCCGCCGCUUCCGGCCGCAGCUUUCCCGCCCCUCUCACCUCAGCGCCUGAGGCGGCCGCCGGGCGAUGAACUCGCUGCUCUUCGGGGAGAUGGCCCGCGCCUUCUCCCCCGGCGGGGCGGCCGCCUCCUGCCCGCUGGGGCCCGGCGGCGGCCCCGGCAGCCCGGCUGCGGCGGCGGGGGGCCCGCCGGUAACGGCAGCGCUUCGUAACGACCUGGGCUCCAACAUCCACCUGCUGAAGGGGCUGAACGUUCGGUUCCGCUGCUUCCUGGCCAAGGUGCACGAGCUGGAGCGGCGCAACCGGCUGCUGGAGAAGCAGCUGGCGGCCCAGCAGAGCGAGCGCGAUCGCCGCCUGCGCUACAAAACCUUCUCCCGGGACCAGGCCGUGCAGACCGACUCCGGAACCGCCCCGCUGCUGCCGCCGCCGGGCCCCGGCCACGGGCUGGCCGCCGCUCCCCUCGCCUCCCCGCCGCACUACAGCCGUUUGCCCGGCACCAUCUGGAGCUACACCCAGGUGCGGCGGACCGGGGGCGGCGGGUUGGAGACGGUGCAGGGGCCCGGUGUCUCCUGGAUCCAUCCGGAUGGCGUCGGGGUGCAGAUCGAUACCAUCACCCCCGAAAUCCGCGCCCUCUACAACGUGCUGGCCAAAGUCAAACGGGAACGGGAUGAGUACAAGAGAAAAUGGGAAGAGGAACUGACAAGAAGAAUGAGUCUGGAAUCUAUGGUAGAAACCUUGCGAGAGGAGGCACAGGAAGCAGAAGCUCUCCAGGAGGAGCUAAAUGAAAAGAUUGAGAGACUGAAAGCAGAACUUGUGGUCUUUAAGGGUCUGAUGAGUGAUCCCAUGACAGACCUGGACACAAAGAUUCAAGAAAAGGCCAUGAAGGUGGACAUGGACAUCUGUCGGCGCAUCGAUAUCACAGCCAAGCUGUGCGAUGUCGCACAGCAGCGCAACUCUGAAGACGUUUCCAAGAUAUUCCAGGUGGCUUCCAAGAAGAAGGACCGCAAGCUCACCUCUGAUGAUGACCUCUCUGAGCAGGAUGGAGACAAUGGCAGGUUUUCUGAUGAUGAGGUCAGCUGCUCUUUGAACAUCACAGAUGAAAUGAAGCGAAUGUUUAAUCAGCUUCGUGAGACGUUCGAUUUUGAUGACGACUGUGAUAGUUUAACAUGGGAGGAGAAUGAGGAAACGUUGCUUCUUUGGGAAGACUUCACAAACUGCAAUCCUUCCAUUGACCUCCAAGGAGAGGAAGAAAACCUGGGAAACUUGAUCCAUGAAACAGAGUCUUUCUUUAAAACAAGAGACAAGGAAUACCAAGAAACAAUAGGGCAGAUAGAGCUGGAAUUGGCCACAGCCAAGAGCGACAUGAAUCGUCACCUUCAUGAAUACAUGGAAAUGUGUAGCAUGAAAAGGGGCCUGGAUGUCCAGAUGGAAACCUGUCGUAGGCUCAUCAAAGGCUCUGCUGACAGAAAUUCGCCAUCUCCCAGCUCUGUAGCCAGCAGUGACUCAGGAAACACAGAUGAAAUUCAGGAUGAGUUGGACAGAGAGACGGAUGUGGAGCCCAUGGUCAGCUGAUACAAAGUUGGAGCAUUCCAGUGAAAAGGGAAGAUACAAGAAAAGAUUAAAAAACAACACACUGAUGAAAGAAAGACUUGUAAGCCCUUGCGUAGGGUUUCUAAGGACUCAUUCCUACAUGCAUCCCCACCCCACCCAAGGAUUGGUGCUGUAAAUUUCUAUUGUUAUACAAAUCAAAAAUGCAGAGUCCUGUAAGAAAUCACGGGGUUUUAAUUGUGCCUUUGCCCCAAGCUGAGCCACUUUGAGCUCCAGUGGAAUAUUAAUAGCAGGUGUUUUUAUAAAAAAUAGUAUUUAAAAAAAAAAAAUCUGGUAGCAGCAGAGAAUGGUGCUGCAAAGGCUCUGGGUGUUUCAGUGAGCUCAUGGUUUUCUUGAACUGAUUGGCAAAAGGAACACUGGCAAAAUGAGAAGAAAACUCAAGACAAUUAUGGUGCAAUUACACAAAAAAGAAUGCCUCCAAAUCGAACUGUAAGCAUUUAAAAAUAAGAGUGGGUUUAGAGGCAGCUUUUAGGUUGAAACAGACAAUAUUAAAAGGAAUCUCUUCAUUCCAUCCUUCUGGGUGAAGGAGCCUUUGAGAUCUGUUCAGGCUUGCUGCUGGACUCCAGAAGCAGCUGGUCUCAGCUCGGUGGCAAAGCAGAUGGGCAAGGGAGGGCUCAUGGGGUGGGACUAUCACUGACAAACUACUAUGCAAAAACAAAAAAAAGCUCGCCUUAUUUAUAUGGAAUGUUUGGUCCCUGCUGGGCUACAGUUACCCCUUGGGGAAAGGAAAGCUGAACCCACAUUUGCACAUGUUAGUUUUCUGUAGAGCUUCUUUUGGGGAAGAAUGUGCUGUUAAAAGGCCGUUGUUUUUAGGGGCUGGUUUGAGAGGGGAAUCAGCCCUUCAGUUCCUGUGUUGUUUUGUGUUCUCUUUUAUCAGAAUUAUUUUAAUGUUUUUUUUAAACUAUAGUGUUUGCAGAUUUUUACUUUGCUGCCAGGGAGAGAACUCCAUUUUAUGCUGCUUUCGUGAUAUUUAGAGUGGGAUAGUUGAAGCAUCAGGAUAAACUGGCAUAGAUGUAAGGCUUGAGACAUGACACUGGGAGAGUUCCAAGACCACUGUUCUUCAGUAAAGCUGAACACCCAAAAAAUACUGUAAUCCUUUUUAGGGCAUAGUAAAAUGAACCUCAAACUACUGCUGCCCUAGAAUUAGGGAAGAACAGCCACCUGCUUUCUCUGUGAGAAAGUGAUAAGACCUGGGCUUUGUCAGUCUUUCUGUAUUUUUACACAGGAGAAGGCAGCACCAACAGUCAGAUCCCUUGGUCGUAUUUGAGGAAACUCUGGCAUGAUCAAGCUGUUCGUGGUUAUUAAUGGUAAUUGUAGCACCUCAGCCAGGUAGAAACAGGGUAUAAACCUCAGCCAAUAAUUUUUUGGGUUUUUUUAGACUAAGAUUGAAAGUGUAGCUUAUACUGCCUAAAGGUAACUGUGUAGUUAAGCAGUAGUUGCAAGACUUGGAGUAAAUACCAAAUGUAUUUGUUUUCCUGCCAGGAAGCUUAGAAACUGCUGUGCAGGAGCAGUGCUAGGACUGGACAGGGAAAUACCAGUUUUAAGCACCCUCUCAGUGUUAUGUGAAGGUAAGCUGGCCUAUUUUUUUUUAGCUUCCUGAGUAUUGUUUCCAAGCCUUUCUUCUGUAUUGAUCUGAAGCAGCAGGGUUGCAGUGUAAGCACACAGCCAGGAUAGAUCAGUCUUGUUUUCUUCCAAAAAGAGCACAAGUGUCUCAGCAAAUGGUGUGUUCCUGGGCAGAAAUGCCUCUUGCUUCUGUGCAGAGGGGCAGGAUCUCAGUGGGCUUCUGCUCACACUAUGGGUGCAGUGAUGUCUUCUCAAUGUGAGUCUCAUGGAGUUGCAUUGCUGUUCAGAUCCGUUUCCUGCUUGGACACGAUGGUGCUUUUUGGCCAUGUGAAUCAAAUGGGCUCCCUGUGUUGUUCAAAGUGGGGAGGAAUACUGGGAUGAUCCAUUGGAUCCACAAUCUGGAAGGCAGUCCACAACUGAUGGUUUCCUUUCCAUCCAAGAAAACAGAUCCUUGUGGUUUCCUUCCUGAUGGAAAUACUCAGUGCAGUUAUUCGUAGAGUAGCUAGCAACUACUUGGUUCCUGUGGUGUGAGGCAGGGGCUUAGUCAAAGCUAAAUAACUGUUAUCUGGAAAAGAAACCUUAUUCCAAAGUGUUAGUUCAUAUUACUCCUUAGGCGGCCAAAGUGGUAAAUGUCAUGUUCACUAGGGCUGCAAGUUGGGGUGGGGGGGAAGAGAUAUGAGAUUUUUUUAUGAAGGGGCUGGGACUGCAUGUUUUCAAUAGUCUUAAGGUUUUUAAGCCUGGAUGAAUUUCAGCUGCUAAUUAAUAUGUAGUUUCUCAUGAGACUGAGAAACAAUCUGCCAAAGCUGAAUGUCUGUGAUGCUUUAGUGACUUUGGUGUAGGAACUGUGAAGCAAUCUUCUUGCACAGUGGAUCAGCUCUCCUCAGUUCUGAAGUGCUCUUUGGUACUGGAGAAAAGGAGCCAUUUUAAUGUCUGUCCAGCUCAGCUGCUGGGUUCUUUUUCUGGAAAACUCAGUGUCCUAGUAGGAAAGAGGCUGGGUGUUGUAGAAGCUGGUAUGUUGAGGGUAGGAAAGAGUAUCCUCAGGUUUGACAGAGCCAAGUGAGGAAGCAGCAAUGAAUCUGUCAGAACACGCUGUAACCCACAGUUUAUCUCCUAGCCAGAGCUCUGAGGAGCGUCUAUACCAGGGUUGCAUUUGGUGGUGAAGUGUAAGGGAUGUGGGUCUAUAGUAGAGGGUAGAGAAAUAAUGUGUAUGGUGGUGAUGUGUAUGCCAGUAAAUGACCAUCAUUGUUGGUGGCUAUUUCUUAUAUCCAUAUAUAAUCCAUUUGUAAAGAAGAAAAGGUGUUUUCAUACUUGGGACUGGGGUUUAUUUUCAUUUAAGGCUGUACAGGACUCGGUGGAUUGACCUUUUGGGAGAUACCAGGGUUGGUCCUUGGUGGUUUCUGGGUCUUGGUGGUCCUGGGAGGUCUUUGAUUUAGUUCCAAGCCAUGCUGCUGGUGUAGCUGACAGUGGUCCUGUCCUGUUGCAUUGAACCACUCUGGAGAAACCAGAUCAAAAGCUUGCCAGAAAAAAAACCAACAUGGUGAAAAUGCUGGAAAUUAUUUUGAUGACCUCUUUCUUUUUCCUUUGUAAAGCUGUAAAUACUUUGUUUUUGUUUUCUAUUCUUAACGUGGUGUCAUAUUGACACUUUUUUAGACCUAAAAUCAGAAAAUCCUCCUCGUUGUUUCUCAUUUUUUAAAAGGGGAUUUCAAGGAAGCAAAUUUUUUUUUGCUUGUUUGCUGUGUAAUAAUAGAUCAAAUUCCUAAAAUGGGUUUGUAAAAAAAAAAAACACAAACAAAAAACAACAAACAAACCCAACAUGUUUUCAGUAAACAAAUGGCAGUUGCUUUUGUGAAUGCAUGUUCAAAAAUGUCCAAAGAAUAAUGUGAUACAAACAUUUGGUUUUUUUCAGAGACUUAGUAAUUAUCAUAUUAGUUCACAUGAGGAAAAAAGAAAAAUAUUUAAAAAAAUAAAUGUGUUGGGGAGGGGAAAUGUAAUGAGACUCAUCUAAACUAAAUGUGUAAUUAUUUAUAAAAAACCCCACACGGUAGAUAUUCUAUUUUUAUGAGAGGUUUUUAAAGUGCAAACAGAAUUCUGUUAAAUGCAAUGAUUCCCUGGUAAAGUAUCUUCUGCCCUGGUGGGAUUCUAAACCCACCCAUCGCGUCCUUGGAGCCAGAGGGAAAGCAGAACACAUUAACAGCUUUUCUGCAACUGCAGAAUUAUUGCUGAGUAUUUUUUUCUUCCCCCUGAUGGUGAGGAAUUCUGCUGGAGAGGGUUGAGGACCUCUGUUUGCUCCCCUAAAUUCCAGGGGGGAAUUGCAGCACAGUAGUUAAAAAAUCUACCCUGGAGUGGUUGGAAGAUAUUCCCUACACCAGUAUAAAUUGGAAUUAACUUGAUAAAGCAAACUAAUAGAUCAGAUUUGUGCCUGAAUAUAGAUCUGAAGCUGCUAAUAGGAGUUUUUAUUGUGUUCAUUUUAUUUGCCUAACGAUUCCUGCCAGCAAAAAUACAGGUUGGGUCUUCGGUCCAAGGCUGGCUGAGGAAAAGGCCCCGUGUUCAGUGGAUGCUCUUGCCACAGCACUGCCCUCUCCCUCAGGCAGCAAUUUCCUCAUGUUUCCUUUGGCUCUGGAAAAAGGAGGAAGAAUGUUUGUGUUGGAGCACGCCAGGAAGGGAAUUGCACUACUGGGAGGUCUCUGUGUUUUCACCUUUGAGAGUGUUUCAUUUUAGAGCUGAGCAUUUUAAAGCACGAUUUCUCACCGCAAAAUGAAUUGUGCUUCUGUGGUGGUGUCAUCCCCUCAGGAGGGUUUUCCACGUGUUGCUUCAGGACUUCUGGGUUUUUUUUUAACUCUUUUGCAUGGGUCUAAGGCUUGGGAACAUGCAGGUUUUCAAGAGUUUUGCCCUCAGUGUUAAGUCACUUGGUUCUUUUUUUUUUUUAAGCUUUUAGCAGAAUUUCACUUCCGUCAGUUUGGAGUUUUAAUGGAGAAAUUGUCAAUCAAGGCAACACAAUAACCUGGUGUUAAUAACCCUGGUUUUAGAGCUAAACUAGAAACACUACCUGCUAGAUUCUUAAUUCAGUCCCUUGCCAGCUUGUUUCUGUAGAGGGGAACACUGAAGACUUGAACCCAAGUCUUUGGCAGAGCAGUGAAGAAACAGUUGAUUAUUCCUUUUUGUCUGUUUUUUUGUGUGUAAUUCAGUGUCUUAAGACCCUUCCGCAUUUGCGGGAGCCUUUCAGGGCUUCUCUUUUGAAGAAGCAACAAGUUGUGUUUCAGAAGUGGUUGUUUGAUGCUUCCAGAAAUCCCAAUUCCCUCCUCAUUUGAGGCACUCCCAACAGUGAAGCAAAGGUGGUGCUCAUAGGUCUGGCUGGCUCCAUCUUUGGAGGAAAUAAUGAUGUUUAAUGCUUCAAACAACCCCUGGGGUGGCUUCAGACCUGUGUCAUUCCAUGGAGAGCACCUUGGUACCUGUGGCUUGUGGGCUGCCCAAAUGGCCCAGAUUUCAUCUGAAAUCCUUAAAAUUUCUUGGGUUUUUUUUUGUUUUAUGGAGAGGGAUGAGGAUGGUGAAAAGUUUGGUCACUAGACACACUUCUUGUGUCACAUGGUUUCACCACACGUGCUUCAGUCCUUCAGACACCUUACCUGUGGCUAAAGUACCUAGCUGAGUUCUGCCAAAAAUGAUAAUUUAUUAUUUCAUGUGUUUAAGUGAAGGGUGUUGAUGACUCUUUCCCCAUGCUGUGUCACUUCUUGUCAGUUCCUCUUAGGUCAUGUAAGAAUUCCUUUUAUACACGUCAAAACAGACUACUGAUCAGUGUGGAAAUGAACCUGUUUCCUCUACUGUUGUAAAUAUUGUGCUUUAUAUCCUGUAUAUUAGCUUCUUUUAAAGAAAAAAAAAAAAAAGACUGAGCUGAUGAUGCUGUUUGAUCUCUGGUGAGGAAAGGGUGAAGGAUGAACCAGCUACCAAACUUGUUUGAGAUGUAAAUGGAUUUCCUCUGUCCUGGGUCUUUGCAAAGCAGACAGAAAGGUGCACACACUCACUGGUGGUGGAUUUGGGACCAUCAAAGGCUUUGGAAAUUUAAUCCACUUCCCCAGGGGCACCAAAAAACACCCAGAGCCAGAAGCGCUGGCGCUCCUGAGUCCCAGCGGGUUAUCUCCAUUUUCUUUUUUAGUGCCAAAACCAGCCCCACCAAGCCCUUCCACCUCUGCUCCUCCUACACUGUUCCAGUUUCCCAUCCUGCAUCCAUCCGUCCAUCCUCAGCCCCUCUGGAAUGGUUCAUCCUUCUGUCCCAAAUCCCACCAGGGAUGUUGGGGGGGGGGGUCUUGGCAAUGAAAACGGGUUACAGUCCUCUGGUGACAAGGAAAAAACAAAACAAAACAAAAACCACUAUAAAAUAAAUACCAACCUCCUGGUGAA
This is a messenger RNA of Apus apus (common swift), 7574 nucleotides long. It is a transcript of the gene IFFO2, whose product is annotated as intermediate filament family orphan 2. The coding region runs from base 78 to 1580 and encodes 500 amino acids. The transcript is spliced from 9 exons. The record is from RefSeq and is a predicted model, not a curated record. Lineage: Eukaryota; Metazoa; Chordata; Aves; Apodiformes; Apodidae.